Molecule: messenger RNA, 2901 nt
Organism: Cyphellophora attinorum
Lineage: Eukaryota; Fungi; Ascomycota; Eurotiomycetes; Chaetothyriales; Cyphellophoraceae
Product: Pumilio domain-containing protein C6G9.14
Exons: 4
Coding region: 1-2901 (966 amino acids)
Biological process (GO): post-transcriptional regulation of gene expression
Cellular component (GO): cytoplasm
Molecular function (GO): mRNA binding
Source: RefSeq, a predicted model, not a curated record
AUGUCGCCGAGACCGUUUGGAGGACCACAACAAUUCAGCGGCAUGCCUCAGACAGUACGUACCUCUUUCAUCACAUUUCCAAGAGAAUGGCAGAUGGGCGUAUGCUGGGGCAAAAUCCGCCAAGUUCAUGGUGACCAGAAUGGAUAUCGGAUCCUGCUGAACCCGUCCGAGACUGCUGCUUUCCAACGCUUCGUUCUAGGUAGUAAGCAGAAGCUUAUGGAUGAAAUCCAUUCUGCAAAACGAAUGGCCGAAGAACAACUUAGACUUCUCGAGAUGCAAGAACGUCGUCUUCAGAUGGGCUCCAAUCCGGAAGAAAGCAUGGAUUCCAUCUCCAAUCGUCUGAGCAGAGCAAGCCUCCAUGGACCAGUGUCAGAGCCCACCACCCCGCCGGAGUACGCAGACAGUUCAUAUCGCUAUUCUCGAGGUUCGCGCUUAUCUACAAGUUCGAUAAUGAGUCCCCCAGGUCUUGGCGGCAAACGCUACUCGCAGACAUCGGGUCACUUGAUGUCCCCAUCGGCCACACGAAUGUCUGGAUCUAUGUUCCCCAAUGCUCAGCCAUCGGCCAAGUCAGUCCCUGCCUCUAGGAGAGGAUCUGACGAAGAAGAAGACUUUGCAGACGACCUGCCUAACAUCCGACAACCUGCUAUUGGCAACAGAUAUUCUAUGCCGGUUGGCACAAGCCGUCCACCGCAAUCUCACCGCUUUAGCGUGGGUCCCCCGAGUUCUCGGAACGGGUUCGAUCUGCCUAUCAACACGUCUUUCUUGGACGAUAGUGAGAGUCAUUCGAUCGUCAACGGUCUCGACCUCAAAUCCCCUAUUUCCAAGACUUUCGCUCAGCUCGAGGGAGACGACGCUUUCCCGACUUUGAGAUCUGACGGUCAGAAGUUGUCGGCCAAUUCAGCUGCACUAGAUCUUGCCAAUUCCAAGACACCAGACGGUCUUUCUCUCCUAGAGGGUUCAGAUUGGACCAUCGGUUCUCGAGUUCGUCCAGACCAUCAGUCUAUGCCUCAGAACGAUUCUAGCAUGUACCGUCCUGUCCUGAGUAACAUCACUGCAACCAACGGUGAUCGUUCAGUUGAGCCUACUCGUCGCAAGAGCCAGCGUCACUCCCUGGGUGUCAUGUUUCAAGAUCCCGUUACCACCAACGGCAAUCAGCCUCCUCUACCCACUACUCGUCCUGCUUCUUUGCAGACAUCCUAUUCCACCAACGACGUUCCCACUGUCCGCAAGUCUCUGAACAUGGACAUGGCUCCUCCAAAGACCACCGCUGAACAGCAGUUCCGCAACCAUAACAUCAACAUGGGUCGCAUUCCGAAUGGUGCCGGCGCCAACCGCCAGAGCCGCGAAUACGGCAAUGGUGCCAUGUCCGACAAGACUGCUGUUCCUCAGAAUGGUCUUCAAGGUGCUGCGCCGUACGGCACUGGCUAUGAAUCCAAUAUCAUGGGCAUGAGCAACGGCUACAAUGGACCCUCCACCUACAGCGCUGCCAACAUGGCUGCUAACGGCUUCAUCAAUGGCCAGAACGGCAACACUCAGGGGUACGGCUUCAACAAUGGUGGCUACGGCAACAACUAUGCCAAGAGUGGUGAGGCUGCAAACCGUGGCGGCCGUCGCAACUUCGACGAGACCCGCUUCAACAAUGCUCCUCUGUCGACGUAUCAAGGUCGUCUGUACGAAUUGUGCAAGGACCAACACGGUUGUCGCUAUCUUCAGCGCAAGCUGGAAGAGGGUGUUCCUGAUCAGAUCGAGUUCAUUUUCCAAGAGACUUACCCAUACAUCAUUGAGUUGAUGACGGAUCCUUUCGGCAAUUAUCUGUGCCAGAAGUUGUUUGAGCACUGCAACGAGCAGCAGCGCAACGUCCUCAUCGCCACUUCUUCUCCUGCCCUGGCUGUCAUUGCUGAGAACCAGCACGGCACUCGGGCUCUGCAGAAGAUGAUCGAAUUCCUCCACACCUCGGAGCAGGUCGCUAUGGUCACUGCCGCUCUAGACCCCUGGGUCGUCAAGCUCGUUCAGGACCUCAACGGCAAUCACGUCAUUCAGAAGUGCCUUACUCGCCUUGGUGCUGAGCAAUCUCAGUUCAUCUACGACUCUGUCGCCAAGAACUGCGUUCAAGUUGGCACUCAUCGUCAUGGCUGCUGCGUCCUUCAGCGCUGCAUCGAUCACUCUCAGGGUGUCCAGCGCGCCAAUCUGAUCGGUCAGAUCAUCAGUUGCGCUUUCGAUCUGGUUCAAGACCCAUUCGGCAACUACGUCGUCCAGUACAUUCUCGAUCUUGAUGAGCCGGUUUUUACGAAGCCACUCUGCGAGAGCUUCCAUGGCAAGGUCGUUGCUUUGUCGAAGCAGAAGUUCUCUUCCAACGUCAUCGAGAAGUGUCUUCGCACUGCUGACAUGGAUACGAAGCGUGCUUUGGUUGAGGAGAUGAUCGGCAGUGAGUUGGAGCGCAUGCUUCGCGACUCAUUCGCCAACUACGUCGUUCAGACUGCUCUCGACCACGUCGAUCCGACUACUCGUGCCCGUCUGAGUGAUGCCAUCAAGCCAAUCCUGCCGGCCAUCAAGUCCACUCCUCAUGGUCGUCGCAUUGCUAGCAAGAUCGUCAACCACUCCGAGCCUGCUCACGGUCCAGCUCCUCCGGUCGCUCCACCGGUCGAUAACUACAGCAUGUCCACUGGUCGUGCUUCCGGUCGUCGUCAGAUUCAGAUUGUUGGCGGUGGUUUCAAUGUUCCUCGUGCCAACGUUCCCAACUACAAUCACAACGGUCAGAAUGGCGAUCAUGGCUUUGUCAACGGCAACGGCAUCACCAACGGCUACGGCAAUGGUGUCCCGCCCAACUCUGGUCCUCAUGAAAUGUAUGCUCCGCAGGGCUAUGGCUACGCCAACGGCCACCUUGGCAACGGCUUCAUCUAA